This is a messenger RNA of Ilex paraguariensis (yerba mate), 511 nucleotides long. NCBI's taxonomy places the organism in Eukaryota, Viridiplantae, Streptophyta, Magnoliopsida, Aquifoliales, Aquifoliaceae. The record is from the annotation of a GenBank genome assembly.
UUGAGUUUGGAGGAGAACAGCUUUCUGAACCAGUACGGCGACGGCGACCGAGCAACGAUGAUAGCAAGGUAUAACCUGUAUCCUCCAUGUCCAAGGCCUGAUCUCAUUCUUGGUGUCAAACCACAUGCAGAUGGAACAGCCAUUACCUUUCUUUUGCAAGACAAAGAAGUAGAAGGCCUCCAAGUCCUGAAAGAUGAUCAGUGGUUUAGAGUUCCCAUUGUUCCCAAUGCUCUUCUCGUUAAUGUCGGAGAUCAAGCAGAGAUAAUGAGUAAUGGAAUGUUCAAGAGCCCACUGCACAGGGUUGUGACCAACUCAGAAAGAGAGAGAAUGACUUUGGCUGUGUUUUGUACUCCAGGGUCAGAUAAAGAGGUCCAACCAGUGGAGGAGCUCAUCGGUGAAAAUAGGCCAAGGUUGUACAAGAAGGUGAAAAAUUAUGUUGAUAUUUUUUUUCAAAAUUAUCAGCAAGGAAAGAGACCCAUUGAAGCUGCAAAGAUAUAAUCUUGAGAAGAGU